AUGGAACAAUGUUUCACAACUAACAGUACAUCAUUACCUUUAACUGCUAAUAGUGAAGGUUCUUUUACAUAUCAUUAUGCUAUAUGGCCUUAUAUUUGUUUAUUUACUAUAAUUAUUGUAGUUUGGGGUUUUAUUUAUCUUUUAAAUUUUUUUGUACUUCGAUGUCAAACGAAAAAACAACGACAUAGUUGUCUUUCUUUAAAUACAACUCAAGGUAAUCAUAUUACUGGUGCUGUUCUCAAUAUAUAUGAAACUUCAACAAAGAGAUUAUCACAAAAUGUAUAA
Molecule: messenger RNA, 285 nt
Organism: Rotaria sp. Silwood1
Lineage: Eukaryota; Metazoa; Rotifera; Eurotatoria; Philodinida; Philodinidae
Source: the annotation of a GenBank genome assembly